AUGGCAUCAUCUAAGGAUCAAUCACUUUUGAAUAUUUAUUCUACACAAUUAACAAAUUUUAUUGUUGUAUCAUUAUUUGAAUUACGAUUAAUUGAUCCAUUUAUUGUUACAUUUCGAGCAUUAGCAAACAGAAAAAUGGUAGGACUUGAAGAGCAAUCAUUAAAUAUACAAUUAGUACCUAAAUAUUUACCAUUAAUUUUACAAAUAUUAUUAACAACGAAAAACAAAUAA
Rotaria sordida is the source of this 231-nucleotide messenger RNA. The record is from the annotation of a GenBank genome assembly. Lineage: Eukaryota; Metazoa; Rotifera; Eurotatoria; Philodinida; Philodinidae.